Messenger RNA from Myripristis murdjan (pinecone soldierfish), 1458 nucleotides. RefSeq names its product zinc finger BED domain-containing protein 1-like. Gene Ontology annotation, molecular function: DNA binding. NCBI's taxonomy places the organism in Eukaryota, Metazoa, Chordata, Actinopteri, Holocentriformes, Holocentridae. The record is from RefSeq and is a predicted model, not a curated record. The coding region runs from base 1 to 1458 and encodes 485 amino acids. The transcript has a single exon.
AUGGCUGACUCGGACAGGAUUUACAACGCACCGGCAGGCUUAAAAUCCAAAGUUUGGAGAAAAUUUGGCUUUUAUAUGAAAGAUGGAUUGCUGGAUAAAAGCGUCGCCAUAUGCAAAGAGUGUAAAGCCGCGCUAAAGUAUACCGGUAGCACGACAAAUCUCAACACUCACUUGGUGAGACGACAUGGGGAAACAGGUGAUGAGGAGGCAAGCACAGCUAGCGCAAAGACACGGCAAGACACAGACAUACAAGAGUUCUUCCAGCCAAAACUCAGCCACAACUCGGCGCGAGCCAUGGUAAUAACGGCUUCAAUCGCCCGGUUCAUUGUUAAAGACUUGAGACCAUACUCUGUAGUGGAAAAUGAGGGCUUUCGGGACAUGAUAAAAACAUUAGAGCCCCGGUACACUAUACCAAGUCGGCAGCAUUUCACGGACAAGUGUGUGCCAGAGCUUUAUAACAAGGUUAAGAAUGAAGUCAAAGAACAGCUAUUCAACACAGAACGAGUGGCAAUUACCACCGAUGCCUGGACGUCAUGUGCAACUGACUCUUAUGUGACAAUCACAGCGCACCACAUCUCUCCUGACUGGGAGCUGAGGAGUCAUGUUUUACAAACCAGAGUAUUCAACGAGUCACACACAGGUAAAAACAUAGGUGCUUUAUUAAAAGAAGCAUGUACUGACUGGAACAUUGCUCAUAAAGAACCAGCCCUGGUAACUGAUAAUGCCCGAAAUAUGAUUGCAGCUGGAGUGGAGGCAGAGAUGACACCACACCUCAGUUGCUUUGCUCACACAUUAAAUCUGGCCUCCCAGAAAGCCUUUCAAGUGGACACUGCUGCAAGGCUACUGGGAAAAGUGAGGAAGGUGGUUGGGUUCUUGCACCGCAACAUAAAGGGAGCUGAAAUCCUACGGGAGAAACAGCAGCAACUGACUUUGCCUUCCCACAAACUCAUUCAAGAUGUGUCCACCCGGUGGAAUAGUUCCCAUGACAUGCUGGAACGCUUUUUAGAACAGCAGCCUGCAGUUUUUGCCACACUCAUGUCAAGGGAGCUCAGAAAAGGAGAGGAGGUGAAUUCUCUUAAUGAGAAAGACAUCUGUAAUGCUGAAGACAUCGUCAGGUUGAUGGCACCUGUCAAAGUAGUGACAACUAUCCUUUGUGAGGAUGAGAUGCCCACAGUAUCAAUGAUUGCCCCACUCAGAGCAAAACUAAAAAAGCACUUUGAAGCAGCAGAUGAAGACACACCACUCAUCACUGAGAUGAAGAAGGCAUUUAAGAAUGAUUUUGAGAAGCGAUACACACAUCUUGAGGACCUCCUCUACACUGCAUCUGCUAUAGACCCUCGCUUUAAGACUCUCCCAUUCCUGAGUGAUGAUGAUGCUGAGAGGAUCUUCAUAAGUAUUUCAGCUGAAGCUACUGCCCUGCUUAACAAGGUAAGCCAAACAAACACACCCUUUCAUUAA